UGCGGGGCCAGGUGCCCUGCUCCGCUCAGUGAGAGCCCCGCGCACGCACGCUCCCCGCCACCGCCAUGGCCCGCCUGGCCGCCGUGCUCUGGAGCCUCUGCGUCACCGCCGUCCUGGUCACCUCCGCCACCCAAGGCCUGAGCCGGGCGGGGCUCCCGUUCGGGCUGAUGCGCAGGGAGCUGGCCUGCGAGGGCUACCCCAUCGAGCUGCGGUGCCCGGGCAGCGACGUCAUCAUGGUGGAGAACGCCAACUACGGGCGCACCGAUGACAAGAUCUGCGACGCCGACCCCUUCCAGAUGGAGAAUGUGCAGUGCUACCUGCCCGACGCCUUCAAGAUCAUGUCACAGAGGUGUAACAACCGAACCCAGUGCGUGGUGGUGGCCGGCUCUGAUGCCUUUCCUGACCCCUGUCCUGGGACCUACAAGUACCUGGAGGUGCAGUACGACUGUGUCCCCUACAUCUUCGUGUGUCCGGGCACGCUGCAGAAGGUGCUGGAACCCACGUCCACACACGAGUCGGAGCACCAGUCGGGCGCGUGGUGCAAGGACCCGCUGCAGGCGGGCGACCGCAUCUACGUCAUGCCCUGGAUCCCCUACCGCACCGACACGCUCACCGAGUACGCCUCGUGGGAGGACUACGUGGCCGCCCGCCACACCACCACCUACCGCCUGCCCAACCGCGUGGACGGCACGGGCUUCGUGGUGUACGACGGCGCCGUCUUCUACAACAAGGAGCGCACGCGCAACAUCGUCAAGUACGACCUGCGCACGCGCAUCAAGAGCGGGGAGACGGUCAUCAACACGGCCAACUACCACGACACCUCGCCCUACCGCUGGGGCGGCAAGACGGACAUCGACCUGGCGGUGGACGAGAACGGCCUGUGGGUCAUCUACGCCACCGAGGGCAACAACGGGCGGCUGGUGGUGAGCCAGCUGAACCCCUACACGCUGCGCUUCGAGGGCACCUGGGAGACGGGCUACGACAAGCGCUCGGCCUCCAACGCCUUCAUGGUGUGCGGGGUGCUGUACGUGCUGCGCUCCGUCUACGUGGACGACGACAGCGAGGCGGCCGGCAACCGCGUGGACUACGCCUUCAACACCAACGCCAACCGCGAGGAGCCCGUGGGCCUGGCCUUCCCCAACCCCUACCAGUUCGUGUCCUCCGUGGACUACAACCCCCGCGACAACCAGCUCUACGUGUGGAACAACUACUUCGUGGUGCGCUACAGCCUGGAGUUCGGGCCCCCGGACCCCAGUGCGGGCCCAGCCACCUCCCCGCCCCUCAGUACCACGACCACGGCGCGGCCCACGCCCCUCUCCAGCACAGCCUCGCCCGCAGCCACCACCCCGCUCCGCCGGGCACCCCUCACCACGCACCCCGUGGGUGCCAUCAAUCAGCUGGGACCCGACCUGCCUCCCGCCACAGCCCCGGCCCCCAGCACCCGGCGACCCCCCGCCCCCAACCUGCACGUGUCCCCGGAGCUCUUCUGCGAACCCCGAGAGGCACGGCGGGUCCAGUGGCCGGCCACCCAGCAGGGCAUGCUCGUGGAGCGGCCCUGCCCCAAGGGGACUCGGGGCAUCGCCUCGUUCCAGUGUCUGCCGGCCUUGGGGCUCUGGAACCCCCGGGGCCCGGACCUCAGCAACUGUACAUCUCCCUGGGUCAACCAGGUUGCUCAGAAGAUUAAGAGUGGCGAGAACGCGGCCAACAUCGCCAGCGAGCUGGCGCGCCACACGCGGGGCUCCAUCUACGCGGGGGACGUGUCGUCGUCCGUGAAGCUGCUGGAGCAGCUGCUGGACAUCCUGGACGCCCAGCUGCAGGCGCUGAGGCCCAUCGAGCGCGAGUCGGCCGGCAAGAACUACAACAAGAUGCACAAGCGAGAGAGAACCUGCAAGGAUUACAUCAAGGCCGUGGUGGAGACGGUGGACAACCUGCUCCGGCCCGAGGCACUCGAGUCCUGGAAGGACAUGAACGCCACGGAGCAGGUGCACACAGCCACCAUGCUGCUGGAUGUCCUGGAGGAGGGCGCCUUCUUGCUGGCUGACAAUGUCAGGGAACCCGCCCGCUUCCUGGCAGCCAAGCAGAAUGUGGUCCUGGAGGUCACCGUCCUGAACACGGAGGGCCAGGUGCAGGAGCUGGUGUUUCCCCAGGAGUACCCCAGCGAGAACUCCAUCCAGCUGUCCGCCAACACCAUCAAGCAGAACAGCCGGAACGGAGUGGUGAAAGUGGUCUUCAUCCUCUACAACAACCUGGGCCUCUUCCUGUCCACGGAGAACGCCACGGUGAAGCUGGCGGGCGAGGCGGGCGCGGGCGGCGCCUCGCUGGUGGUGAACUCGCAGGUGAUCGCCGCGUCCAUCAACAAGGAGUCCAGCCGCGUCUUCCUCAUGGACCCUGUCAUCUUCACCGUGGCCCACCUGGAGGCCAAGAACCACUUCAACGCCAACUGCUCCUUCUGGAACUACUCGGAGCGCUCCAUGCUGGGCUACUGGUCGACCCAGGGCUGCCGCCUGGUGGAGUCCAACAAGACACACACCACGUGUGCCUGCAGCCACCUCACCAACUUCGCCGUACUCAUGGCGCACCGAGAAAUCUACCAGGGCCGCAUCAACGAGCUGCUGCUGUCAGUCAUUACCUGGGUGGGCAUCGUGAUCUCACUGGUCUGCCUCGCCAUCUGCAUCUCCACCUUCUGCUUCCUGCGGGGCCUACAGACCGACCGCAACACCAUCCACAAGAACCUGUGCAUCAACCUCUUCCUGGCAGAGCUGCUUUUCCUGGUGGGGAUAGACAAGACGCAGUACGAGAUUGCCUGCCCCAUCUUCGCGGGCUUGCUGCACUACUUCUUCUUGGCCGCCUUCUCCUGGCUGUGCCUGGAGGGCGUGCAUCUCUACCUGCUGCUGGUGGAGGUGUUUGAGAGCGAGUACUCGCGCACCAAGUACUACUACCUGGGUGGCUACUGCUUCCCCGCCCUGGUGGUGGGCAUCGCCGCCGCCAUUGACUACCGCAGCUACGGCACCGAGAAGGCCUGCUGGCUCCGAGUGGACAAUUACUUUAUCUGGAGCUUCAUUGGGCCUGUCUCCUUCGUUAUCGUGGUGAACCUGGUGUUCCUCAUGGUGACACUGCACAAGAUGAUUCGCAGCUCAUCCGUGCUCAAGCCAGACUCCAGUCGCCUGGACAAUAUUAAGUCCUGGGCCCUGGGGGCCAUUGCGUUGCUCUUCCUGCUGGGUCUCACCUGGGCCUUCGGCCUCCUCUUCAUCAACAAGGAGUCUGUGGUGAUGGCCUACCUGUUCACCACCUUCAACGCCUUCCAGGGGGUCUUCAUCUUCGUUUUUCACUGCGCCUUGCAGAAGAAGGUACACAAGGAGUACAGCAAGUGCCUGCGCCACUCGUACUGCUGCAUCCGCUCCCCGCCAGGGGGCGCGCACGGCUCCCUCAAGACCUCGGCCAUGCGCAGCAACACCCGCUACUACACCGGGACCCAGAGCCGGAUCCGGAGGAUGUGGAAUGACACAGUGCGGAAGCAGACGGAGUCGUCCUUCAUGGCGGGCGACAUCAACAGCACCCCCACCCUGAACCGAGGAACCAUGGGGAACCACCUCCUGACCAACCCCGUGCUGCAGCCGCGCGGGGGCAGCAGCCCCUACAACACGCUCAUCGCCGAGUCGGUGGGCUUCAACCCCUCCUCGCCCCCCGUCUUCAACUCCCCAGGACAGAUGGACGGGGCCCCAUCCCCUGCACCCCAGCUCCGCUGCCCGCUCCCCGCCUGCAGCCAGCGCCUCCGGGCCCGGGCAGUGGUGGCCGGCGGUUUCAAGGUGGAACUAUCCACAAGCUCCUUCCCCCUCGCUAUGGGUCCCCCGUGUCCCCGCCCUCCAGCCAGCCGCCCCCCCCCGCCCCGGCCCCCCAGAGUGCACCCAAUGACCCCCUGCCUUGGGGCGACUCCUGAUGAAGCACAACUCCCCACAGGGCCCCAGCCCGCGGGGGCGGCCGUGGCCGGGCAGUCCCGGCCCUGUGGGCCCGGCGAUCUGGGGGAGCAGAUUGUGGGUCUGGGUCUCCCCGGGGAGUGGGUCCUGGGCUUGGAUCUUCCCCAGGGAACCCCGCCCGCCCCGCCCUGCCCGCCCCCCUUGCUGUAA
Molecule: messenger RNA, 4124 nt
Organism: Dipodomys ordii (Ord's kangaroo rat)
Lineage: Eukaryota; Metazoa; Chordata; Mammalia; Rodentia; Heteromyidae
Gene: Adgrl1
Product: adhesion G protein-coupled receptor L1
Exons: 21
Coding region: 66-4124 (1352 amino acids)
Biological process (GO): heterophilic cell-cell adhesion; cell surface receptor signaling pathway; adenylate cyclase-activating G protein-coupled receptor signaling pathway
Cellular component (GO): presynaptic membrane; postsynaptic density; axon
Molecular function (GO): latrotoxin receptor activity; G protein-coupled receptor activity; carbohydrate binding
Source: RefSeq, a predicted model, not a curated record